AGAGAGUAAAAAUGUACAGAUCUUCAGAUAAAAACAACUCCUAUUAAAGCAAGUUUUUACAUCAUUCAAAUAUCUCAACGAUGGAGGGCAACGCUAGCAACAAAUCUUUGUUUCAAGAUUACUUAUCAACGGGCAUAUAUCGAUUUCCCAAUGUGAAUGCUGUAUUCCUAGACCCCGUUCGCAUCCUCAAUAUUUCAUACACUAACUUCAGUAUUUCACCUCACCUCUACUAUACCCGCUCUCUUCCUAACCCCUGCAAUGGAGAAGAGAAGAAAGAAGAAGCAACAGGACCAAAAGAGCAGAAGGAUAAGAAAAGAAAACGAAAGACAAACAAUUCUUAUGUUCCCAAUGCAAAGGAGGAGCUUGCCCACAAACGUCAUAUGGAAGUGAGGCCUUUCUUGUCAAGUGCUUAUGAAGCUUUUCUCAAGGAACCCAGUCUAUUAAGCAUUCUUUGUUCUUUGAAGGACAACACAGUAUAUACAAAAGCAGAUAAUGCCUUAGUGGAUAAUAGACAAGAAAAUGAUGCCUUGGUUGAUAAUAAAGGUGAAAAUAUUCCUUCUUUUAUUGAAUUGGGAAAGUUGUGGCAGGCUCCGCUUUUUGAAAUAUCAUUCCAUCGUCAAGUGAGAGAAGAAUCAGUCCAAGGCGAGAUUGCACUUCAAGAAGAUAAAAAUGUUACAUGCUCACUUUUCAACACUCUAAUUGAAAACAGGAGUAAUGAUGAUGCAAUCACCGAAUGUCUCAGCAGCUGCUAUAUUUUACCAAGACGUAGCUCCUUUUUAAUGUCUGACAUAAAUCAGAUUCGUCGACUUAUUCCAGCUUGUCCACAUGAUAGAUUCAACCUUAUACUUGUUGACCCACCUUGGGAGAACAAAAGUGUGCACCGACGAUCAAUAUAUCCAACUUUGCCAAAUAGAUACUUAUUUUCUAUUCCUAUAAGGCAAUUGGCACAUCCAGAAGGGGCCCUUGUGGCACUCUGGGUAACAAAUAGAGAGAAAUUGCGAACAUUUGUUGAGGAGGAGCUUUUUCCUGCAUGGGGAAUCACAUAUGCUGCUUCUUUAUAUUGGUUGAAGGUGAGAGAAGAUGGGCACAUGAUCAGUGAGUUGGAUCUGGCUCACCAUAAGCCUUACGAAUGCAUUCUUGUUGGUUAUAUUCACAAGCAGGGAAAUGAUGUGGGCCACAAACUGAUUGCAAAGAUGCCUCCGGAUAAGCAUGUUGUAAUUAGCGUUCCUGGUGACCACUCACGAAAGCCACCAAUAGGAAACUUACUUUUGGAAUGUACACCAGGACCCAAACCUGUAAGGGGUCUGGAACUUUUUGCCAGGGAGUUAUCUGCUGGAUGGACUUCAUGGGGGAAUGAGCCUCUUUUUUUUCAGCAAUCGAGAUACUUCUCGGAUGGGAGGCUGCAGAGUAUUGAUUGAAAAUUUUAUGUGUAUCCUUGUAGUAAGCACAAUGGAAGAAUUUUUUUGUAGAGCUUGAGCUGAACAUAUCUUCAUUUGCAAGAAAGAAUAUGGAAAAUAAUAUCAUACAAUUAUCAGGAACUUGAAAAAAAAUAAGU
Molecule: messenger RNA, 1555 nt
Organism: Cryptomeria japonica (Japanese cedar)
Lineage: Eukaryota; Viridiplantae; Streptophyta; Pinopsida; Cupressales; Cupressaceae
Product: methyltransferase-like protein 2
Exons: 9
Coding region: 81-1418 (445 amino acids)
Cellular component (GO): nucleus; RNA N6-methyladenosine methyltransferase complex
Molecular function (GO): methyltransferase activity
Source: RefSeq, a predicted model, not a curated record